AUGCUCAAGAAAGAGAUGGAAUCUCUGAAAGGACGAGUCAAGCUUGGAGCACUGGCCUACGCCAAUGCUUUGCUGGUCAUUCCAAAAACUCUUGCUAUGAACUCUGGUUAUGAUGCACAAGAAACGAUUGUGAAGUUAGUAGAAGAGCGAGAGGCUAAUCCAGAGAUUCCUGUAGGAAUCGAUCUCGAUAGUGGUGAAGCUGCUCAGCCUGUGGGAAUAUGGGAUAACGUAAUCGUCAAGAAGAACAGUUUGGCUUCAUCUGCUGUGAUUGCUUGCAAUCUUCUUCUCGUCGAUGAAGUUAUGCGUGCUGGCAUGACUAAUCUGAAGACAAAUCAGCAAGAGUAA
Molecule: messenger RNA, 345 nt
Organism: Cylicostephanus goldi
Lineage: Eukaryota; Metazoa; Nematoda; Chromadorea; Rhabditida; Strongylidae
Source: the annotation of a GenBank genome assembly